Molecule: messenger RNA, 1398 nt
Organism: Pelodiscus sinensis (Chinese soft-shelled turtle)
Lineage: Eukaryota; Metazoa; Chordata; Testudines; Trionychidae
Source: RefSeq, a predicted model, not a curated record
AGGAGAACGGGAGAAGUGACGGCUCCAACUGAUGCGGCACAAGGCACUUCCACCCCGUUUCCUGUGAUUGGGAGGCGCCUGCAGGAACCCAAGAGAAAGGGCCUUUUCUGGGACGUGAGCCCACAGCUGAGGGCGCCCAGGGCAGCAGCUGGCCUGCUCGAUAGCUGGCGGGGACCUCGUGCAUGCUCUCCGAUACACGGGAGGCUGAGUCACCGCAGGGAGGCCCCUGGGGAAAUACUCCCGCCCCAGCAGUCGCCGCACACCCCUCGCGCUCCUCCUCAGUUCAGAAGUCAGGAGGAGGAAGGAAAAGGCCUGCGACAGAACUGCCCAUGGCCGAGUGGUGCUAGCGCAGGGCUUGGGGUGUCUUCAUUGGGGGCUGCUUCGCUGGUCGCCGCCUGCCUGCACUCGGAGCGGAGCAGGGGGUGCAGCCAGCAGCGCGCACAGCAGGGAGGAUGGCCAGCCAGCGGCACGGCCCUCGGAGGGAGCCCGAAAUUGAGCUUUUUGUGAAGGCGGGCCUGGACGGUGAGAACAUCGGGAACUGCCCCUUCUGCCAGCGUCUCUUCAUGGUGCUGUGGCUCAAAGGCGUGAAAUUCAACGUGACCACGGUGGACAUGACGCGGAAACCCGAAGAGCUGAAGUCUCUGGCUCCAGGGACCAACCCUCCCUUCUUGCUGUUCAACAAGGAGCUGAAAACAGACUUCAUGAAAAUCGAGGAGUUCCUGGAGCAGACGCUGGCGCCACCGAGGUACCCUCACCUGAGCCCCAAAUACAAGGAGUCCUUCGACGUGGGCAGCGACAUCUUCGCCAAGUUCUCGGCCUACAUCAAGAACCCUCACAAGGAGGCGAACGAGAGUUUUGAGAGGGCUUUGCUGAGGGAGUUCAGACGCCUGGACGUCUACCUGAACAGCCCACUCCCCGAGGAGAUCGAGCAGGACAGCCGCGAGGAAGUGCCGGUUUCCAGCCGCAAGUUCCUAGACGGAAACAGGCUGACGUUAGCCGACUGCAACCUGCUGCCCAAGCUGCACAUCAUCAAAGUAAAGCCCCGAGCUCCAGGGGCCAGGCUCACCGGGCAGGCCAGGGAGGGCAAGGGCCUGCGGGAGUGGGACUUGGGCUCCUAAGUCACUUAGGCCUCCGGCCUCAAUUGAGACCAAUGUCCGUUAGGCACCGAGGGUCUGAGAAUCCCUCCCCCGUCAGCACAGGGCCCUGGGCCCUCCAGCUAGAGACCAGAGCCAGCUGAGACACCGUCCAAGUCCUGCUCACAAUGGCCUGACUCAGGCCUGGCUUUGGGCUGGCCUCCUGCUGCGCCGCAGGGGCGGUUAGCUGAACAGAGGGCUGGAGCGGCAGGCUGACAUGGCUGAGCUGGGGCUGAGCAGCAGACGGGUGCAUUUCACCCCAAGG